AUGUUUAUGGAAAGAUGGAGGCAUGCUUUAAGUCGUCUGCUACCAUCCCGACGUUAUUGGUUUGCAUUUAACGAAAGUUACCAAAAGCUACAAAUUUUUCAUACUGAACAUGAUCAAAUCACCAAUAGAACACCUGUUGAAGAUAUUCCUAUUUACCGAGCAGCCAUUACAUUGGCUCCAACUGAAGAAUUAUUAUUUAUUAUACUAACAGACACAAAAGAAUAUCGACUCAAGGCUGAUAAUCAUGAAUCGUUAAUGAUUUGGUUAAUUGGUCUACAAUUGAAGAGAGAUGCAGCUGAAUCACAACUAAAACAAACUUCAGUUCUGGAAAAAGAUUCAAUCAGUAUCCAGGAUUUGGAGGAAGAAGAACACAUCAAUGCAUGCCCUGACGAAGAAAAAUCUCACAGUAGGAUUUUUUUAUGUUCAAAUAAAGAUCUAUGCGAUUCAUGUUCAUCUAUUUUGUGUUCUGAAUGUCGUACAAUUGUUCAAUUGCAACCGUCGUCUGCAACAAAUUCAAUAACCAAUAAUCAACAACAACAAAAUUUCAUUGAAUCAUAUCCCGGAACAGGUUCAUCGACCAACUCAAUAGAAUCAUGUGAUUCAGCGUUUUGCGAAAAAAUAUUCGAUCAUCAUUACGAUGGUCAUUUAGCACAAAGUCACACGAUCAUUCAUGCUUCACUUCUUUCAUUGAAAUCUGAACUAGCAUCAGCAUUAAACAAAGAAUGUAUUUAUUUGUCAAUAAUUAAAGAAAAAUGUACUCUUAUGCGAAAAUUAGAGCAACAAUUGUCAGAUAUAAUUACCACUGCAACACCAUGCAAUAAAUUUUCGGCUAUUUCAAAAGUGUUUACAGAAAAAAGUCGAGAAACAAAUAAUGAAUUAAAAUUCUUAAACCUUGAAGUAACAAAAUUGCAUAAACUGAUUCGUGAUGAUGAUGUUAGAAUUCGAAAACUUAUACGUGCAAUUCGCGUACAACAAACACAAAUGCAUGGACUACAAAGGGAUUAUGUUUAUUUGUUACAAACAUCUUUGGCCACAGACGAAGGUCGAGUAUUUGGAGGAGCAAAGCAUCGAGAACGUCUGAAGGAACUUUUAGCCGAUUGUCGAAAACGAGAUCCGUCGUUACCGUCAUUUGAAAGUUUUGAAGGAUGUGGUUGUUACAUUGACUCCUAUGGUUUUAAACAUAAAAAGAAUAAUGAUAGUGAUAUGUUACGGUAUAUUUGUUUGAAAUUAACUGAUUUUUAUGACCAAAAAGCUUAUAUUACCGAUGAACUACUAUGGCGAACAUUACUAACAUCAUUCACUAAUAAUAACAUUGUCUCGAUUCAUCAAUUAAGCGAAAUAUUAGAAGCAUUUUGUUUGUACAAUCCAUCUCUUGGCUAUUGUCAAGGAAUGAAUUUUAUUGUCGGUAUUGCUCUAUUGUUUCUAGAACCAGAAAAUGCAUUUUGGUUGUUGAUUGCUGUUACUGAAUGUUAUUUUCCGUCAAAUUAUUAUGAUUCUGGUUUAAUCGGAGCUCAAGUCGACCAAUUCGUAUUAAAAGAUUUGAUACAAAUCAAAGCACCUGAACUUUAUCGACAUUUUGAAAGUAUUGAAGUGGAAAUUACAUCUUUAACAUUAAACUGGUUUAUGGCUAUCUUUAUUGGUAGUGUACCAUUCGAGACUUUAUUGCGCAUUUGGGAUUGUUUUCUGUUAGAAGGUCCAAAAGUUUUAUUUCGAUUUGCCGUGGCGAUACUGAUUAUGAAUCGCGACAGUAUUUUAAUGAAAAGUGAUACUAUAUCGAUGAUGAAGCAUAUCAAAGAGUCGGCAAAAAAUUUGACCGAUGUUGAAAGUCUAUUCAAGAUUGCAUUUGAAGAUUUGAAACCAUUUACUAGAAGAAAAGAUAUUGCUGUUAAACAAGCGUAUUACACAAAACUGUUAACAGAAAAAAUACUCAAGCGACGAUUAUCACCACACGCAUUCGCAAAGCAAGAUUAUGUCUUUCAAGAGAUCAGUCAUUAUACAUGUACAUUGGACUGUGUCUGUGUGAUAACAGGAGGUCUGUUAUGGUUUGUGUUUGGUUCUCAAUUCGAAUAUCGAAUAUUUGAAGUGAAUAUUGAACGAGGCAUUAUGAUUGAUUUAGAAUUAACCGUAUGUAUUAUUCAACAGCGAACAAUACGAAUUACUUUAAAUUAUUUUCAGUAUAAUUCUCGUGCAUAUUGUAUGGAUUGUGUCAAGUCAGAUCUUGUGCUCGUCGGUACUUUAUCGGGAACUCUUCUUGGAUAUUCUAUUGAGAACAGAAAUAUUCAAUGGGUCACGAAGUUAAGCAGUUCUAUUGUAUACAUAACUCACUAUAAGAAGGAAGAUUUGAUUCGUGCUUACUGUGGGUUAUCCGAAGGAACUUUAGCCAUAGUAGAAUUAUCCGAUAAUAGAGUGCCAGAAGAAGCAUUUUCCAUUUCGUUGGGUAAAGCACCUCUUACCACUGUUAUAGUAUCAAAUGAAAAGCUAUGGUGUAUAUGCUCAAAUAAAUUAUCAAUUCUAAAUGAAAAAACAUUAGAUGUACUCAUAUCUGUUGGACUUACAACGCAAUAUCUUGAAUUGACACCAAUCCUUUAUCUUGAUGAACCAAAUUAUAUUUGGUUAAUACUACGUUCGAGUAAUACGUUACAAGUAUGGGAUAGUAAUAAUUGUAAACUCUAUGCAAGUACUUCAUUAACAACUGUAUUCAACAAGCUUGAAAAACCGAACAGUGACCAUGAGUUAGCGAGAGCACAGACUGACGAUGAAGAUUGUACAUCUAGCGAAACUCAAAUAUCAUCAUUACUAGUAAACGGUGGGCAAUUGUGGCUUGGUACAUCAGCUGGUAAUAUUUACGUAUUUGACGUCAAUUUUCAACCAAAAAAAUCGAAGUCAUCAAUAAUGGACUUUCAAACAGACUCACUUUAUUAUCAUUCACGAUCAUUCAGCGCUUCCUCUAAUUUAAUCGAUAUGUCUCGUCAUCUUGUGCAGCAUACCGAUUGUAUGAACAACACAUUAUUUCUAGAUAAACGCUCUGCUCCUCGUUCAUAUUCCGAAUCAGCAAUCAAUAUAGAUGAAUAUGGAAAUGAUUUUGUUAUCAACAAUGACUACGAUGAAUGGUUACCAUCGAAGCAUUUAUAUCAAAUUGCGUUUAGUCCAAAUGUAUUAGUACCGAGUAGUAAUGGUAAGACGAAGAGUAUCAAGGCAAAUUUUUUACGACGCAGAACACGACAUCUUUCAACAUCUAUUAUGGCAAAACAAGGUAAAACUGAUCAUCGUAGAUUUUCUAAUCUGAAUAGUGAAAUAAAGUUAAAACCGUCGUUGAGAAAGCAUAAUCAUAAACAACCGAAAUGUGUACCAGACUCAGAUACAUCAACAACACUAACCUCUCAACAUACACGCUCAUCUAGUCCGGCAAUAAUUUCAGCGGACGAAUGUAUAAAACAUACGCAUCGAAGUCUAUCACAAUCAAUUAUUCGGAAUCAAAAAUCUAUUGAUACAUCGAGAAUGUCUGUUAAUUUCAAUUUAGCAUUUAAAGCAAAAGUUUCAGAUUCGUCUAUCAAAUGUAUUUGUAAAUCAAGCCACAAUGAUCAAACUGUUAUUAUCACGGGUCAAGGAAAAUAUGGUGAUGAUGAGACGGUUCUACGAUGGAAAAGAGUAGAAGAUACAACCCAAUGGACCAAUGAUGUGAUUGUCGAACUCAGUCCAGACUCAUCUAUUCCACUACGACCACAACACGCUAGAUGGAAGUACUUUAAAGAAAAUCGUGAUCGUUCGAACAGUAUUUCAUCUAAUUUAAUUUAA
This is a messenger RNA of Didymodactylos carnosus, 3795 nucleotides long. The record is from the annotation of a GenBank genome assembly. NCBI's taxonomy places the organism in Eukaryota, Metazoa, Rotifera, Eurotatoria, Philodinida, Philodinidae.